UAUAAAUAAACAAAGAAAAAUAAAAGACCAGAAGAAAAAUGAAAUUGGUUUUUGGUUCGUAAAAUAAAAGAACAGUGGGCAAAAUCAAAUGCCGUAGUGAGCAGUUGUCGAAAUUGCCAAAUUGAAGGAUUUGAUUUCAUCAAUUCUGCUUGAUCUUCGUCCAUUCAGAGCUGAUCAUCUUCCUCUGCGGUUUCGCCAUGGCUGCACCGUUUUUCUCGACGCCUUUUCAGCCGUACGUGUACCAGAGUCAACAAGAUGCUGUGGUACCUUUUCAAAUUUUAGGAGGUGAAGCUCAACUGGUUCAGAUAAUGUUGAAGCCAGAAGAAAAGGUUAUCGCGAAGCCUGGUUCAAUGUGCUUCAUGUCUGGGUCGAUCGAGAUGGAAAAUGUUUUUGUUCCUGAAAAUGAAGGAGGCAUGUGGCAGUGGCUUUUUGGGAAGACAGUCAGCAGCAUAACUUUUCGUAAUGCUGGUCAAGGUGAUGGGUUUGUCGGGAUUGGCGCACCUACUCUUGCAAGAGUUCUCCCGAUUGAUUUGGCUAUGUUUGGUGGAGAGAUUUUGUGCCAGCCAGAUGCAUUCCUUUGUUCUGUCAGUGAUGUUAAAGUCAGUAACACAAUUGAUCAAAGGGCACGUAAUGUUAUUCCUGGUCCAGAGGGAUUUCUAAGACAGAAGCUGUCUGGCCGAGGUCUCGCAUUUAUACUUGGAGGUGGAUCUGUUGUACAGAAAAAUCUUGAGGUGGGCGAAGUACUAUCUGUUGAUGUGUCUUGUAUAGCUGCCGUGACUGGAACAGUCAAUAUCCAAAUCAAAUUCAAUGGUACCAUGAGAAGAGCACUGUUUGGCAGUGACAAUCUGGUAACGGCUGUUCUAACCGGACCAGGCAUCGUCUUCAUUCAGAGUUUACCUUUUCAUCGAUUUUCUCAGCGCAUUGCCAGGGCGGUUACAUCCCCAAACAUGAGGGAAAAUCCAAAGUUCUACGUGCAGAUAGCCAUUUUCUUUUUUCUGGCAUAUGUUGUGAUUGUAUCUUCCUUAAUCUUGACUGAUGUAUGAAUUUUACGUUUUUUUUUUCUUUUUCAUCUCCUAUCUACAGAGAUACCAGUAUCAUAUCCGUUCUUUUUCGUCAAUGGCUGCUGUAGUUUGAUUCGAUUUCGAUAUAAUCAGAUCAAUAGAAACAGAGGAUUUUAGAUUUUAUU
Messenger RNA from Prunus mume (Japanese apricot), 1186 nucleotides. RefSeq lists its product as uncharacterized. The record is from RefSeq and is a predicted model, not a curated record. Lineage: Eukaryota; Viridiplantae; Streptophyta; Magnoliopsida; Rosales; Rosaceae.